Molecule: messenger RNA, 9569 nt
Organism: Xenopus laevis (African clawed frog)
Lineage: Eukaryota; Metazoa; Chordata; Amphibia; Anura; Pipidae
Gene: fignl2.L
Product: fidgetin
Exons: 3
Coding region: 560-2758 (732 amino acids)
Source: RefSeq, a predicted model, not a curated record
CCUGCCGCUAUCCCUCCACCUCUGGCCAAGCGCUAUUCAUUCUCCUCAUUGGCCAGAUAACAUCUCAACACUUUUCCUUCCCAUGUGCCGCCUUUAGGACACCAGUAGCAGCAGAAGCAGCAGAGGCAGCGGCGGCGGCGCACAGAUGAUCGCACUGUAGCGCUGAAGGAAGGGACGCGCGCUUUGAACGCUUGAUUGGUCACUUUUUCCCCCCUGCUGGCUAAUAUAGUUUUGGAAGGAGUGAAUUGCUGAAGGGAUGUGCUAAGGGGGAGGGGAAGCAGGGGGAUGCCCUAGCAGAGAUUCCAGCCCUGGCAGGCUGCUGUCACACACGCUCUCCCUCUGUAGUCUCAUAUAAUGUAUUGAGUGCCGCUCUCGCUCCGCUUCCCAUUGCCGGUGCCCUGCCCUGCGCUCUCAGUCUGGAUUACUCCAACCGCCCGGGCAAAGCAGUAUGUUCCUGCGAGCACAAGAUUUGCGGUUUGCAGCUGACUCCAAGUUGUGAUUUAAAAGCCGAUUGUAUUUUAGGAAAUGCACUUCAAUCAGAUAAAUAAAUAUUGAUUUAAUGGCUCUCUUGAAGAUGCACUGGACACCGGAGCAUGCCCAGUCCCUGACCCAGUGGCCAGAGCAGCACCUCGAUGUCUCAUCAACCACCUCUUCUCCAGCUCACAAAUCAGAUGUGUACAACAGACAAAGGUUAAAUUAUGCUUGGGCCAAUGAUGAUAUAUCUGCACUGACUGCCUCUAAUCUCUUGAAAAGAUAUGCAGAGAAAUACUCUGGGGUCCUGGACUCACCAUAUGAGCGAUCUACAUUAAAUACCUAUACAGAUGGAGCCUUUGGACCUGUUAAUGGACAAAAGGGGGACAUUGAGUCUUGGCAGAUGUCACACGGGUCUGAGAAUUCUUAUACAGUCAACUCCAUACAUGAUAGUUUGGCUGGCUCUAAAUCAGGCAAUGGUCCAAUUGGACUGGCUAGCCCAACUGUAGCAUCUGGUAACCUUCCUGACCCAAUUUACCCUGGUACUACAUGUGGGGGGCCAAACUCAACGGGGGGUCUUGUGGCUCCCCAAGAUUAUACCUCAGCCUACAGUGGCACUUAUCUUCCAUCAGGCUACUGUAGUCAACCUAACUCAGCACUUCCACCUACCCAUCCCUCAUCUCUUCACAGCUCAGGACUCCAGCCAGCACAUGCAUCACCAGCUCUGGUUCAUGGAUACAGCUCUUCAGGCUCAUUAUACAACUACAGCUCAAGUGGUUAUCCAGCUCAGCCUGCCAUUGGUCCUGGAUAUGGUGGAAUGCAUCCAUCUCAUCCUCCAGGUUAUUUGCCAUCUGGUAUUGCUGCACCUACACCACUUCCACCCCAUACUACAUCGUCAAGGCCCUCAAUGGUCCCUGGUUAUGCUUACCAAAGUUCUACAUUAGCACCAUUGUCAGUCCCACCUCUGAGCACAGAAAUGGCAAAUUCCUUGAAAAGAAAAGCUUUUGACAUGACAGCAGCAGAAGAAAGCGAGGGCAGGUAUAGAAAAUACAGCUAUGAGCAACCAAAGCCUACCUCAGAUGCUUCAUUUGCAAUAUCCGAUAGUGUUCCAAAUGAUUGCAGAGGCAAUGGCUUCAAUCGCAAUGGUGAAACACAGCAGGUUGCCUUUAAAUCUGGAAAGCGCCAAGUAGAAGAAGAGGGAACAGGAAAAUAUAACAACCAGUCAAUGAAAGUAAUGAUUUCACCAACAUUUAAUGAAGAAAGGCCAUUGAGAUCUAGCGAAACAUUUGGAAAAUUCACUCCCCCGGUAAUAAAUGGUGAGCAUAGAGGUAAUGAGCCAGGGCAUGUUUUUGCACAGAGAAUGCAAGUUCCAGGGAUAAAACAGACAAUGUUUUGUAAUUCUUCAGAAGAUCGUAUAAAAAACAUGGAUCCCCUUAUCCUGGAGCUUGUUAAUACUGAAAUUGUUGACUGUGCCCCCCCUGUGCAGUGGACAGAUAUUGCUGGCCAUGCAUCUGUGAAGGCGGUAAUUGAAGAAGAAUUGGUAUGGCCUAUCUUGAGACCUGGCGCCUACACAGGAACCAACAGGCCACCAAAAAGUAUUUUGUUAUUUGGUCCCCCAGGUGCAGGGAAAACACUGCUGAGUAGGUGCAUUGCCACACAGCUUGGAUCAACAUUGCUUAAGCUCAGCAGCACUGUUCUUCUUUCCAAGUGGAAGAAUGAAAGUGAAAAAAUCUUGGAGACUGUGCUGUACAUGGCAGGCUGUCACCAGCCUACUGUAGUUUUCAUUAGCGAAAUUGACCUGCUUCUUUCUAUUCAUGUAAAUGAGGACAAUACACAUUUGAGCAAUCUUAAAGCUCAGCUUAUUUCCUUCUUAGAUAACAUAGCUACCUCAUCUGAUGAUAACAUCAUUUUCAUUGGAACUUCACAAAGGCCUGAUGAUAUUGAUGAAGAGGCACACCACAGGUUUGCAAAGAAAUUUUACAUUUCACCUCCAGAUAGCCUAGCCAGGAGGCAGAUCCUCCAUCACAUCUUGGCACAACAAAACUACUGCCUUAGUGAAAGGGAAAUGGCAUCGCUUGUCCAACACACAGAGGGCUAUUCAGGCAAUGAGCUGAUUCAACUUUGUCAGCAGGCCGGAGCCAAUCAUCUUCACAGUAUUUCAGGGCAGCUACAGCCAACAUCCUACAAAGACUUCGAAGGAGCAUUUUGUAAACUCCGAGCCAGUACCUCUCAGAAGCAACUGGACUUGUACAUGGAAUGGAAUAAAAUGUAUGGUUCGAGACACUAACAGUGAAAUAACUCUGAUGGAACAAUUUGACUCUACACUGGUGUUGUUUUUGUUGUGUGUGCGUGCGUGAGACCUCUACCUGGAAACAGGUUAACAAAAAGUUUUUGUUUCUCUACCACAAAAAUCUUAACAUGACAGCUGAAUGCCAAGUGACGGGCAUCUUUUUACAUCUGUGUAUAUAUGUAUACAUAUGUGUAUAGAUAUAUCCGCUCUGUUGAAUGUUAUGCAGAGGAAAAAAACUUUCAAAAGGUGAUUUUUUUUUUCUACACAUUUCAAAAUACUGUUCUCAGGAUACCUUCUAUUUAUUGCCAAAUAUUGGCAGUACCAAUGUGGUUUCACAAACAGGUGUUUGGAUGUUCUGCAAACAUGUCCUUAAGGUCUUGUUUCCACUGGGGUGACCUUAACUGCUGUUUUACAUAAUACAUGAUUGUUUUUUUUUUUAUCAGCCCCUUCAUGGCACUUUGGGGAACCAUAUUACUCUUGGCAUAAUUUAGGUGACCAGGCACCAACACAACGUUGAGGAUCAAAAUACAACAACUAAGAAGGGAUGGAAAGAGAAGUACACUGUUAACUAAUUUUAGUUUUUUUGUUUUCAUUUUUAAUUUUUUUUCAGUUUUUUUUUUAUUGUUAGUCUUUUUAUGUUCUAAAUACUCAGGAAAUAUUUACCUCCAAAGGAAUGUGUCUGUUGAACUCAACAUUCUCAUGAAGAUCAUAGAGUUAGAGACUGCAAAGAAGUACUUGAAAUAACUGCAAGAAUUUAACGUUGAAUGUAUUGUAUAUGCUCUCACUCACACUAUCAGGAACAAAAAGAUCCCACAAAAGUCUGCUUUAUUUUAUUUUUUAUAUACGUUGUUAUUAUAGUGUUGAUUUUUUUUAAAACAUGUUAAUUGCACGGUAGCUUGACAUACUUUCAGUACCACUUUUUGGAUGUUCUUUUUCAAGUCCUGAGAAGUAUUAUUUUAUUGUCUAGCCAGGACCUUGCCUCCUAUGUUUUUUUUUAUUUCUAAGACAAAAACCCAUAGGAGAUUUGACAGCUCAGUCUUUGUUUACAACUGGGAUAUGCUGUUGUGCCAUUUUAUAGCUUUUAUUGACCAUAUCUCACAAUGUGCCACUACUUUCCUUGGGCUUUAUUUCACUGGCAUUGAUACUGGGUAAUAUACAUUUAGGUUUACUUUGGAUCAAACAGUAGAGUUAUAAAUGAUCCCUUUAGUACUAGAAGUAACACAUCACCAAUCUAGACUUCAGAUAUGUUAUGCCCCCAUUGGCUGUAAAUUCUGUAGACAAAGCUACCAACUACUAAGGGGCGGCCAUGAGUCUAACAUGCCAAGUCUAGAUGAUCAUUUAUAAUUAGAGAGGUAUGAGACAACCUUUUAGUUCUUCCAGAAGAUGCCACCUAGUAAUACUUCUACUGGGUGCCACCUCCCAAAGCCUUUUAAACCAUUGCUUUAAAACAGAAUCUGGAUCUUGCCAUAUGAGAUGCAAAUUUCCAGAAUGACCAAAGAACUCUUUAGUGUCUGAAUAAAAAUUGUUUAAUAUGAUAUACCAAAGUUUCAUAGGAAUACAGGGGCUGAUUUACUAAUGACGGGCAGGCAUAGAGAGCGGCUUCCAUGUUUGGUUAGAUAACAGCACAGUGGUUACCUGCCAGUGUGUAAAGGGUCUUGAACUUUGCACUAGUCCAUAAGAAUGGGACUACCCUAAACAGAUGCACCUGAUGGUCCUACCAAUGCCUCUUUUAUUGGCUUGUGGUGCGAGCAGAAAAGCAGCAUUCUGGAAAUCGGCUUUUGAACAAUCUUAGUAAAUAAGCCCCCCAGUGUUCUCUUUUGCACUGGAAUAGAUACAUUGAACGCCAAAGGAUAGUCUGUCCAAAAUUAUGAAAGGGUUUAUAGUACCUACAGCUUGUCCUGUAAUAUAUGACAGGCCACUUCGGUACUCAGCCAGUUGAAUUUCCCAACUUUAGAGAUGAGACAUCUCUCCAAAAUUGUUUACUAAUUCUUCAGAGGCUUCUCUACCUGUUAAGGCUUUAUUUUCAAGUGUAAAUACAUUGUCUCUUUAAACCAAAGUUUGUUAAUGAAUAUGAUUUGAAAGCAUUAUGAUAGAACUCUAAUAGUUUUACUGUACAUAUAUAACCCCCCCCCCCCUUUCCUCUUGUACGUUUAGGAGAAGAAAAAAAAACAAUUUAGACUGUGUAAUGCUUGUAUUCUCAUGGAUUCAAACCAAAGAUACAGUACAGGUUGUAGCAGUCAGCCUAAAGCAUAUGUAAAGGUUACUUCCUAAUGCUGCAGUUGUCUGAUUGUAUUGUUUGUAUAUAUACAGCUCAUCACAUGCCUACACAGUGCCAAAAUGAUGUUGGUUCCACUAUUUCUUUCUGAUGUUGCUGAUUAGAUAAUGUUCAUAACUCCCAACAUUGGUUCUAUAAAACAUGUUCUGAUCUGCCUUUCUAUGGACUUAAUCUUCCUCAACUUCCAUUUUCAGAUUGGCCGGGUCCAUCUUCAGCCUUCAGACAAGGGUGUAGGGGAUAGGAUCUCUAUAAAAAAUGGAGGUGUCUUAGAACUAAACCGCAUUUGACAGAAAGAAGCCAUGCUUUUCUAUAAAAAUAUUACCUGGGCAUCUUGAUAUCCUACUCCAUCUCUUCCUCUGUGAAGAGAUGAAAUAGGAAAAUCAAAGAUAAAAUCCCUGUGCUUGCUGAGGCACCCCAAAAAGAUUCUAAUGGCUUACCUGUUACCCCAGAUUGGCGCUGUUCUUGAAAAAAAAACUCACCAGCCAGUACUGCUUGCAGAGUGCCGCUCCACCAUUUCUUUUGUUCUCCCAGGUGUCCACUGCUAAGAAAACAGUGCCCCAGGCUGAUGAAUUAAUUUACUUUUCCUUCUCCCCCAUGUAUAUCUGUUGCAUUUUUGGAGAUACUGGUCCAUGAUCAUAGCACACAGUAUCAAGCAACCAUUAAAUAAUGGAUUUACCACUAUCUACAGCCCAGUUUGUCUUAACUUUUGCAGGUUCUGGGCAUAGUACUAUCUUACAAGCUAGAGGUCCAAAAUCUCUGUAGUUUAUAGGUGCUGUGACCUAAUGGGCUACUUUUGUAUUCUUUUCUGGUGCCCAGCUAUUUUGGGAAAUUUUUAGAACCACUGCUAAAGAAUUCUCUUACGACACUGUUGAUUCUAGAGGGAUUAUGACAGAUAAAAGUUCAAAGGAUAAUUUAUUAAUGUAUAAACACCAUUUGAUAUUUUCAGUAGGUAGUUUUGGGGUAUCCAUUUUUCAGCCCUGCAAUAGCUGAAAAGGCAACAUUUGGACCCUAUGAUUUAUUUAUUCCUCCUCCUUCAGAUGUUGCCCCUUCUUUUCUUUCUUGAGUUGGUUUAUUUUUUUAAAACAACUCUUCAGAAGUAACAAUUCUGUGUUUUUUUCCAUUGGCUUUUCCCAUUAACUCUGUUUUAAAUCUGCAAACAGCAGCAGGCCCACGGCUAUUAAAUUCAAUGUAAUUCUCUAAUUGAAAGGCCUGAUCUUUGGAUUUAGGACCAGGAAAUGAAUGCAUCAUACUGGAGAAUUCUCCAUUGGCAGAAACAAGGCUUAUCUUGCUAUGAAACACAAGCUUUCUGUUUAACUCUGAGCAGUUUGUGUGAGACGCCAAGCACUUCCCAACAAUACCGUCUUUGUCAGUGUAAUGGUUUCCAACUGUUUGUGGCUAACACUGCACCCCCUUUCUUGUAUUCUCCUCGCCAUUAGCUAGACAAUGGCACCUUGUUUGUUUUCAAUAUUGCUGCAAUCUUAUAGAGAAAUUCCAUCUAUAAUUAGGCAUAAUGUUGUUUCCCUUCAUUUAUGAGUGUGAGUGCAAGGGAUACUGCAUUCACAGCACAUUCCUUUUCUGCUUAUUUGCAUUUAUUUCUAUUGACAACUGCCCUGUUGUCUAUAGAGGUUUUACCCCUAGACGCCAACAUCAAUAGCUCAUCAUAUGGCCAUAAAGAAAUAAAGAUACUGACCUGACUGCUGUACUAUGUAUCGAUAACCUCAUCUCAUACACUGUUGCCUUUUUUUAAGGAGAAUAAAUGAAUUAACCCUACUUAUCAAUUAGCAGAGAGUUUCCAAAAUAUAUUAGCAAGAGUUUACUACUGCACGAAAGGUGGAAGUUCAUUUUUAAAUAAAUAUUUAAGGCUAGGGCACACAGAAUAUUUUCUACCUGGGUGAUUAAUAGCUCCGUGAGUUGGUGACAAAGCACAAUAUUGACAUAAAUGGCAAUCAUCUGGAAGGAAUGCCCUCAACAAUCUAGACGAUUACUAUUAAAAAUAAUAGCAAGAGAUUCUAUGUUUUGUAGAUUCCUGUGCAUCGACCAACAAUAGACCUUGUGCCAUAGCCUUAAGUAUCUAAUAAUGCAUCUCUAGGCAAUGUGCGGCUCUAGGGCGGUGCCAGUCAAUGGCCUCCACAAGGGUUAAUACAAACUCAUGUUUAUAUUUAAAUACUUUCAUAUGUUGUUAUUGCUUUUUACAUUUUUAUGUGCAGUGAUCACCAUCCUGUUCAGAUUUAGGAGUGAAUGGAAAUGAGUUUUAACUGCUGAAACACUGCCUUGUCUCUAAUCUGCAUAACUGCCGUUUAUAUGUGCGUGUAUACUUGUCACAGCUCUGUACAGUUGUAUCUGGGGAAGAGUGAUAUAGUAACAAAUGUAUAUUUGUACAACAUAUUCUUUCUUUUUAUAUAAAGGAACAAUGACAGUAUUAGCUCUAGAUUCCCAUUGGGAGGGGGUUGUAUGAUAGUCAGGUGAAGAAUUACUGUCUAAAUUCUUUUGGGUACUGUUUGGCUCUGCGUCAGAGAAUGCCAACGCCGAUUAUCUGUAAGACAAACUCAUUUCUAGCACAAUAAGGUAUGAAAUCCAGCCAGCAGCCAUUUUUUUAGUUUCCAUGCACAAAGCGUGUCAACUGUCAACACACACGUGCCAUUAUUUCCUAUUGUGUUUCAUUACGUUGUGAAAUUAUAAACAGGUCUUGUAAUAAAUUAUCCCUUAUGUCUUUAUUCUUGAAUUGUUCUUUGCUUUCUGUAACAGGAGGGAUGAUAUUGAGUCACUAGUGAAAUCCGCGCACCCUUCCCAGCUUUAUUGUACCCACAUUGAGCACUGGUCUCCUGCUGCCAAGUUGGGAUGCUUUGUGCACACUUAACUUUAUUUAUUAGAAGCCAUUAAUCACUGGUUGAUGUCUCAGAGCAAAUGAAAUGUAAUGGAGUCUUCUGUCUUUUCAAAGCCUUUGAUGUUCAAAAUGAAGAUGCCCUCUCUGCAACAUUGGAAGAGACUGAUACACUAUACAUAUUAUCAAUCCCAAACACCAAUUCUUUCAUUGCUCAAUCCCAUUAUAGGUUUCAAAAAUAAUUCAUGUAUCAGUUUACACCUUUAUACUCUCAGGUGAUUCACAUGACUGGGCCAUACCACGGGGUCGGCAACUUUUAUAAAGCCAGUGCAGAAACCAUUCUUGAGAUACAGAGGUUUAUGUCCCAAUUUAUUACUGCAGCAAAAUAAAAUCCUAAUUGGGAAUUAUAGCCAACCAGUCCAUCUUAAAGAAACACCCUGACAGCAAACAGUUUUAUAGCACCUGAAGUCCACUUACCUUUGGUCCGGUCAUUGAGGGCGGGGAAGAGCCACAGUUGUUUUGCAUCUCUCAGGCUUAGAAUUUAAACUGUUAUCUGGUUGCGAGGGGGCAAUUCACUUAGCAACCAUGGAAGCAUUACAAAAUUAAUAUGAAAGCAAUAACAAAUAAGUAUAAGUAAAAAUAAGUAUAAGUGACCCUGACAACUGCCUACAUUUUCAGUCUCAGUCUGGAAAGGAGGCAGAUUUGUAAAACCAGUGAUUAUGCAAAAUUGAUGAUCUAAAGGUGCUUAGAAUAGUUCCAUCAAUACUCAAAGUUAAUGUAAAGGUAAAAAUUCUACCUUGAACAGUAUAUAUUUUUGUUUAUACAUACAUUUGUGCAUUUCCCAGUUUGCUGCAGGUCUUGUCACCCGUAGCAACCAUUCAGAUAUUUGUUUCAAACAGCAGGUCAGCAAAUAUUGUCUGCAAAUUGGUUGCUAUAGGUUACUAGAACCCAGGGAAACUUGGAAGCUGACAUUGUCCAGUUUUAGCAUAUAGUACAAUGGCCAUGUUCCUUGCUCUCUCCCCCAGCACAAACAGAGGCCCGUAGGAGAAAUAUUAUGAAAAGACACAUAUUGUGCAAAAAUGAUUCCAAAUUUUUAUUAUAAACAUCAGACCUCCAACCCGCAGGCCUCUAGCUAGUGUUAAACUACAAUGUGGGCUGCUGAAUAUAGGAGCAUUCUCCAGUAAUCUCUAUUUCACUAGUAAUUAGAUCACAUGCUGCAUAGAUCUCAUGACAAAUAUGUUUUGGGUACCCUGAUUUAUCAAAUGUAAUCAUUCUGGAGGGUAAUUGAGGUGGUAAGACAUAGAAUAUGCAUAGACGUAUCAGCUCUUCCUCUGCUUUCUUGCAUUUCCAUUGUUCUAAAAGGAGUCGGAGGUCAGUUUUCCAAAAAGUGGUACUGUAUUUGUAGGACAUUCUCAUCUGACCGUGUUACAUGAUCUGGAACCAUUUCUACCUCAUUCUGCAAAGUAUUUUACAUGAAGUAUUUAUUUCAUGUUUUUUUUUUAAUGUUGGGAUGCUCUUGAGCUGUAAUGGUCUACCUCAAAAAUACUGUAUUUAAAAAGAAAGUAUUGCGCAGUAUUAAAGAGAUUAUGUGAACUUCACGCCUGGUGACUUUUUUUUCUGUUCAUGUUCUUCUUUACUUUUUCCAUAUAUAAAUAUCGAAAUAAAAAGAUGCUCGAGAAUAGGGUCAAUCUGGUGAAGGCAAAGCAUUCUAG